AUAAACGCCAGGCUGAAUGGCUGCAAGUUGUGAAAACAAAACUGAUUCAGUAGAAUGAAGAUGUAUGUAAAAGAGGAGAAUUUACAUCUUUGGCCCAAAAGUAAACGUCGCCAAUGUAAGGUAUUACACGAUUUUUUCCAAUAAUUCUGCAGCUGUGUGAAUAUCCAUUUAUUUUCAUUUUAUCUGGGAUUUUACUCAGUUCGGUCCGAUCUUUUCCUCUGCUAUUCUAGGUCCGACAUCUACAUGUGUCUUGUGGCUGCUACUUUGAUAAUCCAUGGAUUUAUUUAGUUUACACUGUUUUACCAAAAUCUCGGAUUUUUUUCUAACUCACUCAACGGAACUUAUAUUGUGAACCGUUAAUCUGCCGAUUUAUAUCACCUGAUAAAUCUUUCUAUUUUUGUCUGUCAAUUUUUGUAAUGCAUAUUUCUUACCUUGUCUAUUUCCAUCCUAUAUCUAUCUAAUUUAUCUCUAUCCUUUCCUUCCUUUUCUGUUAAAUUCAUUACAAGCCUGAAAAUAGUCUUCAGACAGUUGGAUUCCGAGAAUGACAAACUGCGUCAUGGAGUCGUGACGCAAUAAUUUAAAUAUCGGAACAUUUGUUUUAAAAUUCAACAAAGAUAUGGGAAUUCUAUUUUAGUGGACAAAAAAAAGAAGAAAAAAGUCUUAUUCUUUGCAAAGAAUUUUUUCAUUUCCUGAAGUGAACACUCUUUUUAUUGAAAAAAAAAAAAAUUUCUUUUUUGUGUGGGAGAUCUAUUUAAUUAUUUCUGAAAAUGCCGGCUGCGAAUAUUGUAGUUAAUGAAACAGACGUACUCCGUCUUGUGACGGAAUUUCUUCAGAAUCGCGAACUGAACAUUUCAAUGAUGUCUCUCGAACGAGAGACAGGAGUCAUUAAUGGCCUUUUUUCAGACGACAUGCUCUUCCUACGUCAAUUGAUACUCGAUGGUCAGUGGGACGAUGUGAUGGACUUCGUUCAGCCAUUGGGCAGUGUUGAUGAUUUUGACACAAAACGUUUUGAGUAUAUUAUUAUGAAACACAAAUAUCUGGAAUUAUUGUGUAUCAAAUCUGAGCCUAGUAUUAUGGCCAAUUACGACUUUACAGUCGACGAAGUGGUCAAAUGUCUCAACUCGCUUGAGUCGCUCUGCCCGACUAAAGAAGAAUAUAGCAAUCUUUGUCUUUUACUGACCUUACCCCGUUUGGCUAGUCAUAUCGAUUACCAAAACUGGAACCCGAGUAAUGCUCGUGCCCAGUGCUUCAAGACAGUUUAUCCGUUGGUUGAACACUUGCUACCAUUCGAACGUAAAAACGACCAGAACAAUCUGGUGGCCAAAAACGACCGUUUGUUACAAUUACUUUUGAAAGGUUUGCUCUAUGAAUCUUGUGUAGAUUAUUGUCAAUCAAAAGCAACCAGCAACGGAGAUGAAAUGGAAUUGAAAUUUGCAUCUCUGUUGAACGAUACUGGUCUCAGCGAUGCUGAUUUGAGCCUCCUUUCCUGGUUGCAAAGUAUUCCGACGGACACAUUUUCUUGCCCCUUUGAACAGAAGACUAUGAAUGUCGACAUUCGGCCAAUGACAAAACCAUCUCUGGAAGCGUCUUGGUCGGAACAGAUUCUUGUCACCCCUAUCAAACCUCGCAUGUUCCCACACUCGCAUGUACCCACCACUCGUCCGAGGGGAGGCGCUGACAUGAUGACCCGCUCACUAAAUCCGCAGUUCGACGGCCUGUCUAGCGGCUUAUGGCAAGGACGUCGAGACUCGGGUGAUGGACUUAGCCCUAUGUCGCGUUCCAUGACCCCUGCAGCCAGGCUGUUCAAUAUGAAAAAGAAUCCUAUGCAAAUGUCGAUGGACAAGCUGUUCGAAGAAAGCGAGGUCAUCAACACUCAGAGCUCAAUUUCCGACGAUUCGCGCUCAUUUCGUUCGUCAUCCUCAGUGACAUCGUCGCCGUUGCGCACUCCGAAGAACGUCAAGUCAGGUACCUCUGGUACACCACCCCGUUCUUUCUCACCUGUAAGCAAUAAUCUCACUGCUUCAGUAACAGAUUCCCCAAAACACCUCAAAUUGAACACCACCGCCUCUUCCACGCCAGGGCCUGCUGGGUCCACCAACACGGAGUUGUUUAAGGAGUAUCAACGUCAAAAACAGCGCCUGCAAGAACAGCUAGAGAUUCAAGAACAACAGAAGGAGCUGUACCAGAAAGAACUCAAUGAACUCGAAAAGAAGCAGACCAUGUUGAACGAUAACAGGAUCAAGGAGGAAGUACGUUACUCGCAACAAUCAUUCAGCUCACCCGAAACCUCGACUCGGUCUUUACAAGGGACUCCAGAUCUGAUCACAAGUACACCUAUUAAUGGGGAGAGGCCACACAGUCCCUCCCCAAAUACACCUGUGUUACCUAACACUUUGCCCAGGACCAAGCCUGUGGGCUUGGUCAAAUGUGUCGACCACAAUGUUACCAAAGAUUCAAGUGACACUCCUGCUAAGGCUGGUGAGGCAAGUCCCUCUCUUCAACGACAGCACAGCUUGCAUGGGGUCCCUGCAAAGUCUGUUCAAAACAAAUCCUCUGCUCAGAAGCCGCUUGGUCCCGUCAAGGGAAUCACUCGGAGUGCGAGUGUUCAAGGGACGCCGUCAGAAAGUGGUGGUGUGGAAAAGACCUCAGCUCCCAGCAAAGUUAAUAAACCUAAGACAUCCAUCUCAAAAUCAACAUCAGUGAAAGAAUCCCAAUCUCCAAACUUGGUUGAUGAUGUGCCAUAUUCCGAUGGACCCACCUCUAACCAAACAAAUUUGACUCCAGCAAAGCCUGCCGAGAGUUCACCAACCAGAAUCAUUUCAAAUGUGUGGUCUGGAAACUGCGCCAGUCAGCCUGACGACUACGCCCACCAGAAAGCAGCUAUUGGAUGGCAGGAUUUCAUUUUUGACAAGAUGAGACAAAUGGACUACCCUACCUUUCACAAGAGACAGGUUCCUUCAGAUAAUAAACUCCAUUAUGUACCUGUUACAUUUCUCGAAGAUGUCCAGGCUGUGAGAGCAGUGGCUUUUCAUCCAUCAGGAUUGUUUUAUGCUGUUGGAUCAAACUCAAAAGUUUUACGGAUUUGUUCAUUCCCAGAUAUUCAAGAUAUUCAGCAAAGUCACAUUACCCAACCAGCAAAUAUGGUUUUUAAACGAGCAAAACAUCAUAAAGGGUCUAUUUACUGCGUUGCCUGGAAUUAUCAAGGCAAUGUUAUUGCAACUGGUUCAAAUGACAAAUCUGUGAAGUUGACAGCAUUCAAUUUUGAGUCUUGUACUGCUGAAGGUCCUGAAAUUGAGUUAAACCACCAUGAUGGCACCAUUAGGGAUGUGCUGUUCAUGGAAGAAUCCCCAAGUCAUUCCUCUAUACUGAUCAGUGGUGGUGCCGGGGAUUGUUCCAUAGGUGUAACUGAUUGUGAUCGUGGACAGUUAGUACGUAAACUCACUGGACAUUCUGGUCAUAUAUAUUCCUUAUGUCAGUUAAGUGGACACAUGUUUGUGAGCGGCUCUCAAGACAAAACAGCAAGAUUCUGGGAUCUACGAGCUUCUACUGCGAUCACGUGUGUACCUAGUAUAGAACCAGGAAGUCCUUUUGCAUCAGUUUGUGUUGAUCCUUCUGGUCGACUACUAUCUUCUGGUCAUGAAGACUCAACUGUGAUGCUUUAUGACAUCCGUGGAGGUCGUAUCAUCCAAAGUUUCAAACCUCACCAGAGUGAGUGCCGCACUGUUAGAUUUUCGAUGAAUGCUUACUACUUAUUGUCUGGCUCGUAUGACCAACGGAUAGCCCUGACAGAUCUUCACGGUGACCUGUUACGACCGCUGCCCAGUGUAAUUGUGGCUGAACACAAAGACAAAGUGAUUCAGUGUCGCUGGCAUCCUUCCAAGCUGGCAUUUGUGAGUUCUAGUGCUGACAGAACUGUUGUCUGCUGGGCAUUGCCAUUGCCUUGAAUUAAGUACAACUGGCAUUUGAACUUUCGGAAUGCAGAGACUGUUGGUUAUCAUGGCUGUUGGUACAAAAAGGGUGAGGAAGGGGCUGCUAAAUAUACAAACUUUAAAUAAACAAGCUACAGCAUGGCCAAAUCCUGUUCAACCUAAUCAUGUCAUUAUUUAACAGAUUACACAUAAAUAUAUGCACGUACACAAACACACACACACACACACGUAUAUGCACACAUACAUAUAUGUUAUGUGAGUGGUUGCCAUGUGACUUGUAAAAGUUCCAGUUUUGCCGCAACUAACAAACAACCAUUUGUCCAAGAAUACAUUGCCUGAUGAAAUAAUUCCUGGAUGGUUUGUUACUCAGCAGGCAUGUGUAAUUCUUGGCUGGUAUUGUUUGUGGAAGGGGUUUCAGAGAAUGCUGGUUGAAGGGAGAUUAACAUUGAAAGCAAUUCGGAUGUUGGUGGUGCUGACAAUUACUUCACCUUGUCAUCCCUGCUUCAAUCAUUGCAUGUGUGUUUUCGUUUGUUUUUACAUACAUAUAAAUAUGCACAUGUGCACACGCAUAAACACAUUGUCUCAAAAGCAAGUGCCUGCAUGCCCUCCCACACACACACCUACAUACAUGGAAGGCAGAUGUUAAACGAUGAUGAAACGCAUCAGAAACAUGCAGGCAUUCAUAUAUCUAAAGAAACAUACACAUGCACAAGUGUGUGUGUGUGUGUGUGUGUAUAUAUAUAUAUAUAUAUAUAUAUAUAUAUAUAUAUAUAUAUAUAUAUAUAUAUAUAUAUACAUAUAUAUAUAAAUAAAUACACACACACACAAAUACAUAUAUACACGUAUGUAUACAAGCAUACAUUAAUUCAAACAGGUCUGUGUAUGUGUUUGCAUGCAACCCUCCAUACUUCCCAUUGCCUUCCUUAGCCAAACAGUGUUUACCUUUUCCUGUCUCAGCUUUUCCAGGAAUCAUCCUGACACAUAAAUGUAUUUCUGUGCUUAGUGUGUCUUCUCGAGGUGUUUUACAAAUUUCCGUGUGUUACACAGCUAGACGCAGGUAGAGGUUUGUUUGUUUGUCAGCCAAACAACAAAAAGAAAUCAAAGUAAUUUUGAAUAAAUACAAUGUAGUUUUUUUUUAACUUCAGACAAACUCCCAUCUUAACCACUGCAAUCCCCACCUCCAUACCUCCUUUUUAAUUCCUAUAUUUUUAUUAAAUUAAAAAUUUUUUUUUAUGUAUAAAUUUUUCUCCCCCCCACCUUUUGUUCUCCCUGACUCACGCUAUGCGUUUUUGGUCGUGUGUAUGUGUGUAUGCAUUAGUGCACACACACGCACUUGUGUGUGUACUUAUUUGAAACUUGAGAUUUGUACUCUGUUGCUGCUCCAAAUUUCUCAUUACUAUCAUGUUUCUCAAGCUCACCAUCGGGAAUAUGGCAAAAAUAUUGAUUUCAGAUAAAGAAAUAGAUUCUACAUAAUGUAUUGAGUACUUUUUCUCUCAUUUAUACACCUAAAUGCAUGCACACACACACACAAACAAACAAAAACAAAAGUGGUUUGGCAUUUCAAUAUCAAGUAAAUCCAAUUGAAAAAUUACUGUUUUGAGACAUUUCCUGUGAAUAUCAUUUAUCUCUAUUUAUUAUUUUUAUUUUUUGUAAUUAAAUUAUUAUUCAUACGUUUAAGAUAUUUUUGUUUUCUAAGAUUUAUUAUUAUUAUUGGGAAGAUGCAAUGACCAAUUGAGACACAGUAUUGCUGGCUCCGGAGUUGUGGGCCAGGUAAGAGUUGUCUCCUUCUCUGGCAGGCCAUCUCUACUUGCCUGAAGAUUUUGUGUUCAUGUAAGAUGUUAUCUUUAUUAUAAUAAUUAUUUUUAAUAUUAUUAUAAUUAUUGUAAUUAUUAUCAUCAAUGUAAUUAUUGUAAUUAUUAAUGUUGAAUUGUUUCAGUGAUUUCUAUAAUUGUCCGGUCUUAAUAUUGAAUGAUUUUUUUUAAAAAAUUUUUUUCUUGAAUAAAACUGGCAAAAUGAAUCAA
Messenger RNA from Octopus bimaculoides (California two-spot octopus), 5950 nucleotides. Its product is annotated as WD repeat-containing protein 47. Gene Ontology annotation, molecular function: protein binding. Lineage: Eukaryota; Metazoa; Mollusca; Cephalopoda; Octopoda; Octopodidae. The record is from RefSeq and is a predicted model, not a curated record.